Molecule: messenger RNA, 477 nt
Organism: Triplophysa rosa
Lineage: Eukaryota; Metazoa; Chordata; Actinopteri; Cypriniformes; Nemacheilidae
Product: ADP-ribosyl cyclase/cyclic ADP-ribose hydrolase 1
Exons: 4
Coding region: 1-453 (150 amino acids)
Biological process (GO): positive regulation of B cell proliferation
Cellular component (GO): plasma membrane
Molecular function (GO): NAD+ nucleosidase activity; phosphorus-oxygen lyase activity
Source: RefSeq, a predicted model, not a curated record
AUGAGGGGUGUGCCUCACCCCCACAGGCAGGGACGAAUAGAGAUCGGUGUGUUUGCUCUUUUCAGUGGAAAUUACUGUGAAGAUAUAUGGAGUGCAUUUGUACAAGCAUAUGUAGGCAAGGAUCCAUGCAGUGUCCCUCCUGAAGCUUACAAUCCUUUGGUAAACUCCGUUCAACAAAAAAUACCUUGCAAUAAAAACCUAUUCUGGAGCAGAACAAAGGACAUGGCCCAUGCAUUUACAAAAAACAGGGAUUGUUUGAUGACUUUGGAGGAUACGUUGAUGGGCUUUAUGUUUGAUGGACUUAAAUGGUGCAGCAGUAAUGGAAGCAAAGAAACAUUCACCACAGGUUGUCCUGGUUGGACAGAAUGUGCCAACAAUCCAGUCCGCUCUUUUUGGAGUAGAGCUUCCGAUAACGUAAGUAGAUGUUUACUUGCCUGUAUAUUAAACAAAUAAAUGGAUUAUUUUUUCUCACAACAA